CGAUUCCCUGAGGCAGAGGCAGGGCUCUGAGGGCAGACAUUUCCCCUUGUCUUGGGCCUACAGCCCGGGGUGGGCCUGGAACUCAGGCCGCGGCGGGGUUAGCGAGGCGGGCUCGGGAGGAAGCUGACACCUGAUGACGGCUCAGUCCACCAUGCUCCCCAAGGCUGAUGUGUUGAGUCAAGAUGAACUACGCAAAAAGCUAUACCAGACGUUUAAGGAUCGGGGCAUACUGGACACACUCAAGACUCAACUUCGAAACCAGCUAAUUCAUGAGUUGAUGCACCCUGUAUUGAGUGGAGAACUGAAACCUCAGUCCAUUUCAGUGGAAGGGAGCACCCUUUUAAUAAAUGCCUCUAACUCUUUAGUGGCAGAUCACUUACAAAGAUGUGGCUAUGAAUAUUCACUUUCUGUUUUCUUUCCGGAAAGUGGUUUGGCAAAAGAAAAGGUAUUUACUAUGCAGGAUCUAUUACAACUCAUUAAAAUCAACCCUGCCUCUAGUCUCUACAAAUCACUGAUUUCAGAAUUUGAUAAAGAAAAUAGAAAAGGUUUUCUUAUGCAUUUUUUAAAAGAAUUGGCAGACUAUCAUCAAACUAAAGAGAUUUGUGAUACAGAAACUCAGACAAGUUCGACAUUUCCUAGCAAAUACUCCCUGGCUGAGAAGCUUCGGCUGAUUGAUGAUCAGUUUGCAGAUGCUUACCCUCAGCAUCCCCAGUUACAGUCUUUAGAAAUAAAGCUAAAUGAAUAUAAGAGAGAAAUAGAAGAGCAACUUCGUGCAGAAAUGUGUCAAAAGUUGAAGUUUUUUAAAGAAACUGAAAUAGCAAAAAUGAAAAUGGAGGAGAAAAGAAAAUAUGAGAAGGAAUUAGCUGAGUUCCGGAAUGAUUUUGAAAAAGCUUGUCAAGCAAAAUCUGAAGCUCUCAUUUAUCGGGAAAAGAAUACUCUUGAGAGAAUUCAAAAGCACCAGGAGAUGGAAACAAAAGAGAUUUAUGCUCAAAGGCAGCUUCUCCUAAAAGAUAUGGAUGUGCUAAGAGGCAGAGAAGCAGAGCUGAAGCAAAGAGUUGAAGCUUUUGAAUUGACCCAGAGACUCCAAGAAGAAAAAUAUAGAAGCAUGAAUGAGACACUUAGGAGACGGGAGCAGAAUAUAAAGAGUAUUGAGGAGACCUAUGACCAAAAGCUCAAGAAUGAACUUCUAAAGUAUCAACUUGAACUAAAGGACGACUACAUCACUAGAACUAAUAGACUGAUUGAAGAUGAAAGGAAGAAUAAAGAAAAAGCUAUUCAUUUGCAAGAGGAGCUCAUAGCUAUUAAUUCAAAAAAGGAAGACCUCAGUCAGUCUCUAAAUCGUGUGAAAGAACUUGAGCUUGAGUUAGAGUCUGUCAAAGCCCAGUCUUUGGCAAUGACAAAACAAAACCACAUGCUGAAUGAAAAGGUUAAAGAGAUGAGUGAUUAUUCACUACUAAAAGAAAAGAAACUGGAGCUUUUGUUACAGAAUAAAUUACUUAAACAACAACUGGAAGAGAGCAGAAAUGAAAACUUGCAUCUCCUAAACCGCAUAGCCCAGCCAGCUCCUGAACUUGUGGUCUUUCAGAAAGAACUAAAGAAAGCAGAAGAUGCCAUAGCAUUUGAGCAUAAGGAGUUCGAAAGCCACCGGCAAGCUCUGCAAAAACAGCUACAAAAUGAAGUUGAGCAUUCUGCACAGCUGAAGGCCCAGAUAUUAGAUUACGAUGCUUCUGUAAAGAGGUUAACUCUUCAGGUUGCCGAUUUAAAAUUACAACUAAAGCAAACUCAGACAGCCCUAGAGAAUGAAGUAUACCGCAAUCCAAAGCGGUCUCUGAUCGACCAUUCUGUCAGUGGAUUAAUAAGUGGCAAGAUGGUGCCUCACAGUGGUAAUAUAAGCAAGGAUUUCUUGAGCAAUUCUCUUGAACAGGAAAAAGUUAUGGCAACUAUAGUUGCACCGAGAAUCACAAGUUAUCCAAGUGCAGGGGCAGAGAGUAGUUCCCCUGAUUCUGACCUUGAGUUUGUAGCCGAUACUAAGGCAAGAGUCAAAGAGCUUGAGCAAGAGGCCGAACGCUUGGAAAAGGCUUUCAGAAAUUACCACCGGAGAGUCAUUCAAAACCCCACCAAAAGUCAACAACCAGCAAAGAGCCCAGCAUCUCAGCACUUGCUGGGAUCUCUCAAAAACAUCACUUCCAGUUUCCCAGAAAGACACAUUUCUGCAGAGGAUAUAGUUGUCUCUGAGCAGCCUCAGGUGGGCACACUUAAAGAGGAAAAGAGCAAUACCUCGGAAGCACUGACUGGCAGUUCAACCUCAAGGCUUCACAGGGGCACUUCCUCCAGACGCCUUUCCUCCACGCCCCUACCAGAAGCAAAAAGAAGCCUUGAAAGUGAAAUGUAUUUGGAAGGUUUGGGCAGAUCACCUGUUUCUUCCCCUAGUCAUCCUGACAGAAUGGCCCAGCCGGCACCUGCUGAGUCUAGGCACGGCGUCCCCAGUCCUCCUUUCUCCAGUCCUACCAAGGAGAAGGCCGGUCUUCCUCAGAGACAAAUUGAACUUCAAGACAAAAGUGAAUUUUCAAAUCUGGACAAGCUAGCUUUUAAGGAUAAUGAGGAAUUUGAGUCAUCUUUGGAAUAUGCAGGGAACAUGCCAAACCAGGUGGAAAUGGACAGGCUCUAUCCUGCUGGCGAUAUGCCCCAUGUCGAUGCUGCUAUAGCUGCUAUGCCUACCGGACACAUCUCUUAUCAACAGUCAAGUGUAGGUCAGAAACAAAUUGAAGAACAAAAGGAAGAAGAAAAAGUAUGGGAACAGCAAGUGAAAGAACGGAGGCAGAGAGAAGAAAGAAGGCAGAGUGACCUACAAGAAGCUUUAGAAAGAGAACGAAGAGAACUGGAAAAACAGGAUCAAGAAAGGAGGAUGAUUGAAGAGUCAUUGAAGGUUGAAAUGGAAGAAGAAUUAGAAAUGAGUAAUCGAGAAAGGAAAGACAAAUCUGCUCACGGCGAAAAUCCUUUAGAGAAAUACAUGAAACUCAUCCGGCAGGGGCAAGACCAGAAGUCGUCAGAGAAGAGCUUAAAACAUAUGGUCAGAGAAGGCUCUCCAGUGGACACACUGCCAUCUAUUGACAGGGAUGAAAGUUUCACAGGCUUUUCUCAUGAAGAACCAGAUGACUCUUGGUAAUGUUUGCUGCCCAGCUUCUUACAUACAACAGUGAAAAGUUACAUAACAUUUAAUCCUUUGUAAAUGUUUCUCUGCAAUCAGACAGCAUUCUCAAUAAAAAUGUUAUGUAUCAAUAAGA
Carlito syrichta (Philippine tarsier) is the source of this 3284-nucleotide messenger RNA. RefSeq names its product OFD1, centriole and centriolar satellite protein (gene OFD1). The transcript has 23 exons. Gene Ontology annotation, cellular component: centrosome; ciliary basal body. Gene Ontology annotation, molecular function: protein binding. Bases 134 to 3166 code for a protein of 1010 amino acids. Lineage: Eukaryota; Metazoa; Chordata; Mammalia; Primates; Tarsiidae. The record is from RefSeq and is a predicted model, not a curated record. Gene Ontology annotation, biological process: epithelial cilium movement involved in determination of left/right asymmetry.